AUGAAGCUGUUUUAUGUUUUGGGCCUGUUUUUUAGAAAAAAUUGUGUAUUGUUGUUGAAUGUAGUGACGCUGUCGAAGACAAAGAAGAAAGGGAUAGAGCAUAAAGAGAACAUUGUGAACUCCAUUCGGGAGGCUGUAGAGCAAUAUAAUUCCAUUUAUGUUUUUAGCUUUGAGAACAUGAGGAAUAUUAAGGCUCCUCAGAUUUACUUCCAUAAAGGAACAGUCAAGAAUUUAGAGUCGGAAGUCGCAAGGGCUAGCAAGCUAAAAUGCACCAGUUGCGGUAAAAAGGGAGCCGUUCUUGGGUGCUACGUGAAAUCAUGCCAACGAACUUACCAUGUGCCGCGUGCAUACGACAUCCCUGAUUGCAGAUGGGAUUCUCUACUAUUCUUCAGCAGCAGUCCAGAAGUCAGUCGCUUGCUUAUUGGACUGAAUUGUGUAAAAGCACUUGAGCCCUUGACUGUAGUAGAAACCGCCAAAGAUUUGUCCUCGCAACAUGAUUUCGAUAUUCAGGCAUUCAAAUUUAACGCUGGCAAGGAAUUACUAAGAGAAACGCGUAUAGUGCGUGUCGGACUCAUUCAAAACUCCAUCGCUCUACCAACUACCGCACCAUUUCUCGACCAGAAGAAAGCCAUCUUUCAUAAACUAAAGCCCAUAAUCGAUGCCACAGAGCCUACAGAUGGAGAAUCGACACAGUUUCUUCAAGGUUUUGCAAGGAAAUAUAACAUGGUCAUAGUAAUCCCGAUACUCUGGGAGACUAUCUGGAAUACCGUGGUUAUAAUCGGGAAUAACGGUAACAUAAUCGGCAAACACAAGAAGAAUCACAUACCCCGUGUUGGGGAUUUUAACGAGAGUACAUAUUAUAAGGAGGGCAAUACGGGGCACCCUGUGUUUGAGACUGCGUACGGAAAGAUCGGUGUCAACAUAUGCUACGGAAGGCACCAUCCAUUAAACUGGUUAGCCUUCGAGUUAAACUGUGCCGAAAUCGUCUUUAUACCGUUUGCCACUGUUGGUGAACUCAGUGAGCCAAUGUGGCCCAUCGAGGCACAAAAUGCUGCAAUAGCAAAUAGUUACUUUAUGGGGUCCAUCAACCAGGUGGGGACAGAGGUGUUCCCGAAUCCGUUCACAUCAGGCGAUGGAAAGCCGCAACAUGCAGACUUUGGUCAUUUCUACGGUUCAAGUCAUGUUUCAGCGCCGGAUGCUUCGUGUACACCAUCGCUUUCAAGGAACAAACACGGGUUGUUGAUAUCAAACAUGGAUCUUAACCUCUGCAGACAGCUAAAGGACAAAUGGGGGUUUUGUAUGACGGCUAGAUAUGAGUUAUAUGCUGACAUGCUUUCUCGAUAUGUGAAGCUUGAUUUCGAGCCCCAGGUGGUUUCUGAUCCUUUGUUGCCAAAAAAUCAAUUGUAAAAAAAUACUUCUAUUCGUAUCAUGUUUUAUGUCCAUUUAUGCUUACUCAAGUGGUUUAAGAUUGAAAUGGAAGACUUGACGAUCAUGAGUUUAAAUGCUAUAAAAAGCUUCGUUUCUCGUGUAUAUUUUCUGGUUUUAUU
Helianthus annuus (common sunflower) is the source of this 1547-nucleotide messenger RNA. Its product is annotated as beta-ureidopropionase-like. Bases 1 to 1407 code for a protein of 468 amino acids. The record is from RefSeq and is a predicted model, not a curated record. The transcript has 8 exons. Gene Ontology annotation, molecular function: beta-ureidopropionase activity. Lineage: Eukaryota; Viridiplantae; Streptophyta; Magnoliopsida; Asterales; Asteraceae.